AUGGAGUUGUUCUUAAUCGUAUUGCUCGGGUGGUUCGUUUACGACAACUAUCGAAACGAUAAAACUAAAAGGAGUACCUCCCUUCUUCGAGACGAAGGAGAAAAAACAACCAUUCUCUCAAAAGUUCAAACACUCUUUGGUUUCUUUCGUAAAGAAGACGACGACGAAACAACAACAACAACAACAACAAGCGCGUCAGAGAAGCAACAAGCGCGUCGAUCGAAGGGAGCGAAGGUCUUCGUCUCUUCCGAGAAGGAGGAUGAGGAGGAAGAUCCGUUAGCAAAGUUGGAUAUGUCUCUUAUCGAGCGCCAAAAAGUUCAUGAUGCCGACGGCGUUGGCAAAAAAGAGGACGAUUUCGAUGCGGAUACUUCAGAAGGAACGCUCGGCAGUGGUGCAGAAGUCGAAACACACAGAGAGGGAAACGUGGCGUCACCGAGAGCGUCUUCAAAGCGACCAUGUAAAGGCAUCUUUAGCGCAUUAGAAUUUGGCGAGUGUUCUGUGAAAUGUGGUAUCGAAGGAGGUAUAAAACUCCCACUGUUUGAGAAGGAUGACAACAUGGACGAGGAUUGCGUCUUACCGAAACCGCCGGUAUCAUCGAGUAUGAAGUGCAAUGUCGGUGUAGAGUGUCCGCAAAACUGUAUCGGUAAGUUUGACGAGUGGACGGCGUGCGACGAAGAGUGCGGCGUAGGAUUUCGACGACGACAAUUUAUAGUAACACAACCCCAGAAAGGUACCGGAUCAAAGUGCGCGUACCUUAAUGGGCACGUAGCCACGGAAAAGUGUUUUGGAGAUAAAACAGGCACGACAUUUUGCCAAAACAGGGAUUGCGCCGGAGAUUUUGGCGCGUGGUCGAAGUGCACAAAAGAAUGCGGGGGAGGCACGAAGCAUCGCGUGUACUCACAAACGCAAAAAGCGGGAACGUUUGGUAAGUCGUGUCCGUAUCCUGACAAAUAUCGCGAACAAGAAAAGUGUAACGAAGAGGAAUGCAUACUGCCGGACUUUUGUGAAGGUCGAUGGAAAAUCACCGAACCUUGCAGUGCGAAAUGUGGCGGUGGGAAGACGACCAGGGCGUUUUUCGUGACGAAAGAGGGAAAAGAGUGUCCGAAUGAAGACGUUCGAGAAGUUCUGUCUUGCAACACGCAGAGCUGUCCGAAGGCGAAAGAUUGCGGUAAAUGGGAGCCAUGGAGCGCGUGUUCGGUUCCAUGUGACGACGGUAUUCAAACGAGAAGGUAUAAACGCACUGGACCUGCAGUUUUCGGAGGGAAAUGUCCCGAAGAAGAUGGCGCGAAGCAAAAGCGCAAAUGUAAUUUAGGAUCGUGCGAAAAUUUGUGCAUGGGCGCAUUUACAGAUUGGGAUGUUGAAUGUCCGAAAUGCAUUUCAGAAGGAUCUUACACAGCCGACAACAAAUUCAGAACGAGAAAGUACGUCAUUCCAGAUAGCGACGCUGAAAACAGUAGCUCGUACGCUAAAUGUCCGCACGAAAACGGAUACGUUGAGCGUCAAAAAUGUCCACCGUUGAUGAUCACGUGUCCAGUACGAUGUAUUGGCGAAUGGAGCGCGUUCUCCAAAUGCACACGCAACUGCGACGGUGGGACAACAAAAAAGACGUAUUCAAUCUUUCGACCCGCGAAAGGGAGUGGGGAGCAGUGCGAGGCAAAGCAUGGCCAAGUCGUUGAAAAUGAAUGCAACACGCAUAAAUGCGAACGCGAAUGUCUAGGCGUAUGGAAUAAACACACUGGGUGCAUAGUUUCGGCGAAAAACUUUGCAGAUCCUGAUUUGAAAUGUACCGGUGAAAAGAUCGAACGCUUCGAUUUGAUUCCUCCACAAAUUGAAAAGCACAUAGGGUGCUCUUUACCAACAGUCGGCGGUGAUAUUUUCGAUACGUACGAGGGUGAAAAAGGAUGGUUUAAACGUGUACUUUGCGAUACUGGCAAAUGUAUCAAGAAGGUUGAAAUCGAAAUCGUUUCUGACGACGGCGGGAAUAGCUAUGACGACGACGACAACGAUGCCGACGACGAGGAGAACACGCGCGUAUCGAAAGUGCGCAGAAGUAAAAGAAGAGGAGGUAGUAGUGGUAGCAUGAAAUAG
Bathycoccus prasinos is the source of this 2088-nucleotide messenger RNA. RefSeq lists its product as hypothetical. Gene Ontology annotation, cellular component: extracellular matrix. The transcript has a single exon. Bases 1 to 2088 code for a protein of 695 amino acids. NCBI's taxonomy places the organism in Eukaryota, Viridiplantae, Chlorophyta, Mamiellophyceae, Mamiellales, Bathycoccaceae. The record is from RefSeq and is a predicted model, not a curated record. Gene Ontology annotation, biological process: cell adhesion.